UUUUUUUUUUUAUUAUUUAAACCAAAAGAAUAAAAGAAUUAUAAAAAAACAGAAUGGGUUUCAGGAUUUUACAUCUUGUUCAGCCAUUCAUGGCUAUUCUUCCAGAAAUUGCACAACCUGAUCGAAAGGUUCCUUUUAAUCAAAAAGUAAUGUGGACAGCAGUUACAUUAUUUAUUUUCUUGGUCAUGUCACAAGUCCCUCUUUAUGGCAUCAUGUCAUCUGAUUCUGCAGAUCCUCUCUUUUGGAUGAGAGUCAUUCUGGCUUCUAAUCGUGGUACACUUAUGGAAUUAGGUAUUACACCUAUUGUUACUUCAGGUAUGAUAAUGCAACUUUUGUCUGGUGCAAAUAUUAUCGAAGUCGACUAUAGUUUAAAAGAAGAUAGAGCCUUAUUCAGUGGUGCUCAAAAAUUGUUUGCUAUGAUUAUUGCUUUUGGACAUGCUACCGUAUCUGUCUUGACCGGCCUUUAUGGUAAUCCCAAGGAUAUUGGAGCUGGUGUUUGCUUGAUUUUGAUCAUUCAACUUGUCGUUGCUUCUUUGAUUACAUUAUUAUUGGAUGAAUUAUUACAAAAGGGUUAUGGUCUAGGCUCUGGCAUUAAUCUUUUCAUUGCUACAAAUAUCUGUGAAACGAUCUUUUGGAAAGCACUUUCACCUACUACUAUGGAUAGUGGUCGUGGUGAUGAAUUCGAAGGUGCAUUGAUUGCCCUUGUUCAUCUCUUAAUGACACGUAAGGAUAAGACUCGUGCACUUAAAGAAGCCUUUUAUCGUACUAAUUUGCCCAAUGUGAUGAGUCUUUUAUCAACUGCUUCUAUCUUUUUACUCGUUAUUUAUCUUCAAGGAUUCCGUGUUGAGAUUCCAGUCAAGUCAAACCGUCUUCGUGGUCAACGUGGUUCUUAUCCUGUCAAACUUUUUUAUACCUCCAACAUGCCUAUCAUGCUUCAAUCUACUUUGACUUCUAAUAUUUUCAUGAUUUCACAAAUGCUCUAUAAGCGAUUCACAGAUAACUUUUUAGUCCGUCUCUUAGGUACUUGGGAAGCUGUUGAUGGUACCUCUCAAUUAAAUGCUGUAGGUGGCAUUGCCUAUUAUCUUUCAGCUCCUCGUAGUUUCACUGCUGCUCUUUUAGAUCCUAUCCACACUGUUAUUUAUGUCAGUAUCAUGUUGACUACCUGUGCUCUCCUUUCUAAGGUCUGGAUUGAUAUCUCAGGAUCUUCUCCUCGUGAUGUUGCACGUCAAUUAAAAGAUCAACAACUUGUCAUUGCUGGUUAUCGUGAUACUUCCAUGUAUAAGGAAUUGAAACGUGUUAUCCCUGUUGCUGCAUCCUUUGGUGGUGCCUGUUUAGGUGCAGUUUCAGUCUUGGCUGAUAUGAUUGGUGCUAUUGGUUCUGGAACAGGAAUCUUAUUGUGUGUCACGAUUAUUUUCCAAUACUUUGAAAUGUUUGCUAAAGAGCAAAUGGAAGGUGGUAUAAGUUUAGAAGGAUUGAUGGCAGAAUAAAAAAAAAAAAAAAAAAAAAAAAAAAAAAAAAAGAAAAAAAA
Cokeromyces recurvatus is the source of this 1528-nucleotide messenger RNA. RefSeq names its product SecY subunit domain-containing protein. Bases 54 to 1487 code for a protein of 477 amino acids. Gene Ontology annotation, biological process: post-translational protein targeting to membrane, translocation; SRP-dependent cotranslational protein targeting to membrane, translocation. Gene Ontology annotation, cellular component: Sec61 translocon complex; membrane. The transcript is spliced from 4 exons. Gene Ontology annotation, molecular function: ribosome binding; signal sequence receptor activity; transmembrane protein transporter activity. NCBI's taxonomy places the organism in Eukaryota, Fungi, Mucoromycota, Mucoromycetes, Mucorales, Mucoraceae. The record is from RefSeq and is a predicted model, not a curated record.